This is a messenger RNA of Culicoides brevitarsis, 1510 nucleotides long. RefSeq lists its product as uncharacterized. Gene Ontology annotation, cellular component: extracellular region. The record is from RefSeq and is a predicted model, not a curated record. The transcript has a single exon. The coding region runs from base 18 to 1427 and encodes 469 amino acids. Gene Ontology annotation, molecular function: chitin binding. NCBI's taxonomy places the organism in Eukaryota, Metazoa, Arthropoda, Insecta, Diptera, Ceratopogonidae.
CUUUCGCUGUGAAAACAAUGAAACGAAAUUUAGUUUUACUUGUUGCCUUGAUAGGCUUUGCUGCUGCUGCUGCUGAAAAGAAUGAGACUUCAUCUCAUUGCCCCGAGAACUCCAAACCAGGACAAUUCGUUCUUGUACCUCACGAAACUGAUUGUGAUAAGUUCUACAUGUGCAUGGGACCUAAAGAGACUUUGAAAACUUGUCGCAAAGGUCAACUCUUCAACCCCGUAAAGCAUCGUUGUGACAAAGCUGAAAACGUUCAAUGUGACUCUGAAGGUUCUACUAACUCUCCUCCCGAACCUGAGAAGGAACAUUGUCCAAAAGACGGGAAACCCGGAAAAUUCAUGUUAGUUCCACACGAAACGGAUUGCGAUAAGUUCUACAUGUGCAUGGGACCCAAAGAAACCUUGAAGGUUUGUCGCAAGGGUCAACUUUUCAACAAGGAGAAACGCCGAUGUGACAAAGCUGAGAACGUGGUUUGUGAUAAUGAAGUAACUACAGUUUCUACCUUUGAGGUUGAAGAUGAAGAUAAGCACUGCCCAGCUGAUGCUGAUCCAAAGAAGCUGACAAGAGUCGCCCAUGAAACAGAUUGUGACAAGUACUACAUGUGCUACAAGGGCAAGGAAAAACUUCAUACUUGCAAGCAAGGAAAACUUUUCAGCUCCAAAUCAGGCUUUUGUGUGACCGCGAGUAAAGUUGAUUGUGGCGAUAGAACGACAGCUGCUCCAACUACUACAGUUUCCACAACUACCACAGAGGAAGUUGAAACAGAAGUUCCUGAAAUUUUCUACGAAGAGUUCAAACAUUGCCCCGAAAACAACACCCGAGUCGUUACACUUCCCCAUGAAACGGAUUGCGAUAAAUAUUGGCUCUGCUCGGCGCGUCAUGAAAAGUUGAAGCAAUGCAAGGAAGGAAAGCUUUACAGUGAACGUCACAGUUUAUGUCUUUCUGAACACAAAGUUGAUUGUGGAGAUCGGACUACAGUUGCUCCAACAACUACCACAGAAGAGCCUGAAACAGAAGCUCCCGAAACUGAAACAGUUUCUUUGGCUGUAGCUCCUGAAUGUCCCAAUAACCAUCGCUUUGAAACGUUCCCCCAUCCAGAAGACUGUCACAAGUUCUUCGUUUGUCGCAAUGGAGAAGCCUUUGAAAAGGAUUGUCGCGAAAAAUUCGUCUUUGAUGCCUUGAAGAAACGUUGUGUCAAAGAAACUGAAGAGAAUUCAUGUUCAGUUGAAACUCGUAAAGGAAAUGAACAUUUGAAACCAACGAUGACUCCAUUGGAAGGCUCUUGCCGCAAAUUUGUCUUCCAAUUCCAAUAUCGCAAGUAUAAUUUCGAAUGCAAGACUGGAUUUUGGUUCAAUCCAGUAUUGAAACAUUGCAGCAAAGAUAAAGCUGGCGUUUGUUCCCAUGAAAAAGCCUCCAAAUAAGCGAUUUACGACCACUUAGAAGCUUAAAACGAAGUUUAAUAAAACUAACAAAAAAAAAACAUUCACUUUGUAUAAUUUCUACU